Molecule: messenger RNA, 150 nt
Organism: Racocetra persica
Lineage: Eukaryota; Fungi; Glomeromycota; Glomeromycetes; Diversisporales; Gigasporaceae
Source: the annotation of a GenBank genome assembly
CUCUCAAUGGGAGGAGUUUUGUCAAAUGAAAGUUAUUCUUCAUAUAAAACAUCUGAUUUGCUUGGACCACCAAUAAAUAACGAAGAAAUCGAAAAAGAAGAAGACAAUUAUGAAGAACAACUUGAGGAAGAUGAGCAAAAUGAAUUCUGA